CAUCAAAAAAAGAAAAAAAAAAGAAAAAAAAAAAAAAGACAAACGGCAAAUGUAGUUGUAUACCCACUAUGUGUCAACUGCAUGUUUCUCAUUUCAUCACAACAAAAAAAAAAAAAAAAAAAAAAAACACACCCAAUUCAAUUGCCCAUUUAAUUUUCAAGAAAAUCAUCUACUUAUAAUUUUCUUGAAAAUUGAAGCUUACUGGGAAAAAUUUGGAUCAAUUUGAUGAACAACAAGGUUCCAUCCUCAUAAGUUCAAAUAUAUCAAGAAGGAUCUUUGAUGGAGCGUUGUUCGGGAGAAGAUGCUGAUAUAACUGAAUUGGAGAUUGAUGACUAUAAAGAAAAAGCUUAUGUAGAGCUGAAGUGUGGAAAUCCAUCGUUUAAGAUAUCAGACGUGGCUUACACUUGUCCCUAUUGUCCUGAUAAAAGCGGCCGUCACCUUUUCUACGAAGAUCUCUGGCAGCAUGCAAGUGGAAUAGGAAAGUCUAACAUGCGAACUGCAAGAGAUAGGGCGAACCAUCUUGCGUUGGCCAAGUACUUGGAAACCGAAGUAGCGGGUGCAGUUGGUCCAUCAAAAUCUAAUAAAAAGUUGAAGACAGGAAACUCUUUUCGAAUAUCAGACGCUGCUUUUGCUUGCCCGUAUUGUCCGGAGACAACGAAAAGAGAUUUUUCUUACAAGGACCUCAUGCAGCACGCACAUGGAAUAGGAAACUGUAACUCUAUGAAGAGAACUGCAACAGAUAAGGCGAACCAUCUUGCGUUAUUCAAGCGCUUGGAAAAUGAUGUAGCAGGUUCUACCAGUUCAGCAAAAUCUUGUGAAGAGUCGAUGAGUAGAAAUCAACCUCUUAAGAUAUCAAAUAUGACUUUUACUUGCCCGUAUUGUCCGGAGACAAGUGAAAGAAAAUUUUCUUAUAAGGAUUUAAUGCAGCAUGCAAAUGGAAUAGGAAGCUCUAACUCGUGGAAGCGAUCUGCAAGACAGAAGGCAAACCAUCUUGCAUUAGCCAAACGCUUGGAAAAUGAAGUAGUCGGUUCUGCCGGAUCAUCAAAAUCUCAUGAAGAGUGGAGGAGUGGAAACCAUGUUCCUAAGACGUCAAAUAUGGCUUUUGCUUGCCCCUAUUGUCCAGAGACAAGAAACAGAAAUUUUUCGUACAUAGAUCUCUUUCAGCAUGUACAUUGUGUAGGAACCGGUAACUCUAUAACAAGAACUGCAAGUGAUAAGGCCAACCAUCUUGCAUUAGCCAGUUACCUUGAAAAUGAUGCAGCAGGUGCAGCUGGUCCAUCGAAAUCUUAUGAAGGGUUGAAGAGUGGAAAUUACCCUUUAAAGAUAUCAGAUAUGGCUUCUAUUCGUGCCUAUCCAGAGACGAGAAACAAAGAUUCUUCGCACAAGGAUCUGUUGCAGCAUGCAAAUGGAGUAGGAAGCAGUAACGCUAAGAAACAAACUGCAAGAGAUAAGGCCAACCAUCUUGCAUAUGGGAAGUACUUGGAAAAUGAUGUAGCAGGUGCUGCUGGCGGUGCAUCAACAUCUUAUGUAGAGUCGACAAGUGGAAUACACUCUUUUAACAUGUCGGAUCGGACUUUUGCUUGUGCAUACUGUCCAGAGACGAGAAACAGAAACUUUUCGUACAAAGAUCUCUGGCAGCAUGCACUUGGAGUAGGAAGCUGCGACUCUAAGAAACGAACUGCAACGGAUAAGGCCAACCAUCUUGCCUUGUCCAAGCACUUACAAAAUUUUGCCAAGUACUUGGAAGAUGAUGUAUCCAGUGCCGCCAGUACAUCAAUGCCAUACGAAAGAUUGAAGAGUGGUAAUCACUCUUUUAACAAUUUAGAUGUGGCUUUUGCUUGCCCCUAUUGUCCCGAGAGUAGAAACAAAGAUUUUUCUUAUAAGGAUCUCUUGCAACAUGCUGGUGGAGUCGGAAGUUGCAACUCUAAGAAACGAACGGCAAAAGAUAAGGCCAAUCAUCUUGCAUUGGCCAAGUACUUGUCGAGUGAUGCUGCAGGUGGUCCUAGUAAGUCAAUAUCUUGUGAAGAGUCGAAGAGUGGAAACAACUCUUUCAACAUACCUUAUGGGGCUUAUACUUUUGCUUAUUGUCCAAAGAAAAGAAAGCGAGAUCUUUUGUAUAGUGAAGUAGGAAACUGUAGCUUCAACAAGCGAACGGCAAUAGAUAAGGCUAACCAUCUUACAUUCGGCAAGUAUUUUGAAAAUGAUUUUGCAAGUGCUGCUAGUCCAACAAAAUGUAAUACUCUGGGUGAUAUUCAGGUUGAUUUCCUUACGGAUCAUGACCUUUCGGAGAUGUUUGUGUGGCCAUGGAUUGGGGUUGUUGUGAACCUUCCAACUGAAUUCAAGGAUGGACGUUAUGUAGGAGAAAGUGGUUCUAAUCUGAAGGAUCAUUUGAUAAAAAGAGGUUUCAAUCCAACACGAGUGCGCACUCUAUGGAAUGACCUAGGCCAUUCUGGAAUCGCUCUUGUUGAAUUCAAGAAAGAUUGGUUUGGGUUCAGUAAUGCCAUAUCAUUUGAGAAGGCCUAUGUGGCCGAUGAUCAUGGAAAGAAGGAUUGGGAAGACAAUAAUGGCCAAAAAUCUGAUCUUUAUGCAUGGAUAGCUCGAGCUGAUGAUUAUAAAGCCACUAAUGUUGUUGGUGAAAAGCUCCGCAAAUUUGGAGACCUAAAAACUAUUUCUAGUAUCAUUGAAGAAGAAUCUCGCAAGAAUAGUAUACUUGUUUCUAGUUUGAACAAUUCCAUUGAAGUCAAGAAGCUGCACAUAAAGGUGAUAGAGGACAAAUUAAGGGAGACUACCCAGUCCGUCGAACAGUUGAUUGUGGUGAAUGCUAAACUUCGUCAAGCAAACAAUGAAGAAAUAAAGAAGAUCCAGUCGAGCGCGCGUGACCAUUUCCAGCAGACAUUUAGUAAUCAUGAAAAGUUGAAGUUGCAAUUGGAAACUCAAAAAAAGGAGCUUGAACUCCGACAUGAAGAACUGCAGAAACGUGAGGCUCAAAUUGAAAGGGAGAUGGAAAAACUAUCCCUCGAUCAUGCACAGAAUGCUAUCCUAAAAGCAUCCCUUGCUGCCGUUGAAGAGAAAAAGAAUGCUGAUCAGAAAGUACUGAAAUUGGCGGAAGAACUGAAGAAAAAAAACGAGGAACUCCAUAAGAGAAUUAUUAAGCUUGAGCAACAACUCGUUGCAAAACAAGCAGGAGAAACAGAAGUUGCACAAAUGCGGUUGGUUAUGAAGCACAUUGAAGAAGAGGGUGAUCAGGAAGUUCUGGAAAACGUCGACACAAUGCUUAAAAAUUUAAGAGAAAAGGAAGAAAAAUACGAAGAGUUAGUGGCGUUGAACCAAACCUUGAUUGUGAAGGAGCGGAAGAGCAAUGAUGAGCUGCAGGAAGCACUUAAAGAAUUGGUUAAUGGCUUGAAGGAAUUACCAAGAAAAGGUCCUAUUGGUGUUAAGAGGAUGGGAGAGCUCGACAACAGACCGUUUCUUGAAGCAAUGAAGAGGCGAUAUAAUGACACAGAAGCUGAGCAAAAAGCUCCCGAGUUGUGCUCAUUGUGGGAGGAGUACCUUAGAGACCCUGAGUGGCAUCCCUUUAAAGUCGUUGCCAUAAACGGGAAACAUCAGUCUGUAAUAGACGAUGAAGAUGAAAAACUGAAAGACUUGAAGAAAACUUACGGCGAAGGAGUGUAUAAAGCUGUUACAACCUCUUUAACCGAGAUUAAUGUAUAUAACCCAAGCGGAGGAUACGUCAUUUCGGAGUUGUGGAAUUAUAAAGCUGGCGAGAAAGCUACUCUGCAGGAUGGAGUUACCGUUUUACUAAACCUCUGGAAAAAGAAAAUGACGCUCGACUGAACGUUGGAUGCUUCCUUGAGCUUUGCCUAACGUUCUCUAGUUUUCAAGAUAUUCCGAUGCUUGUACGUAGAAGAACCUCAUGUCGCAUCACAUUCCAUUCGAGCAGAGGCGGAUUCGGGAUUUGAACUGUAUGGAUUCUAAAUUGUAGAAUAGUGACCUCAACUUCAGUAACUGUAAUUUGCGUACAUAGUUAGUGGAUCUCUUGAUAUACAUAUAUAUAUAUAUAUAUAUAUAUAUAUAUAUAUAAACAGUUCGAGUCAAAGCUACUGAGUUCUAUCGAACCUGUAACUUGAGGUCUAGCACCGACCCCGCAUUUGAGCUCAUUUAUUUGUGUACUGAAUAAAAUCCUUCACCAUGUAAAGUUGCAUUUCAUCUUAGAGCAUGACAUUAGUAUGGCCGGGGACAGACGAUGGAAGUGCAGAAUCGUAAAGUAUGGAGCUUAGGUUGGGGACGAGCAUGAAGAGGCGCUCUAGCUGCUUACACAGGUUGGUUGUUCUCUAAAUUCGCGCGUGUUAUACUCGAUUUAUAGAUUGCUUAGAUGAAUUUGAAUAGAAAUGCAGCAACGCUAGUAAAGUUGGUGUCAUUGUCAGGUGAUCAAGAGAUCACGGAUUCAAGACUUGGAAACAACCUCUAACAGAAAUGCUCUAUGUUGCUCGGACUCUUCA
Capsicum annuum is the source of this 4499-nucleotide messenger RNA. RefSeq names its product protein INVOLVED IN DE NOVO 2. The coding region runs from base 280 to 3834 and encodes 1184 amino acids. Lineage: Eukaryota; Viridiplantae; Streptophyta; Magnoliopsida; Solanales; Solanaceae. The record is from RefSeq and is a predicted model, not a curated record. Gene Ontology annotation, biological process: gene silencing by siRNA-directed DNA methylation. The transcript has 8 exons.